This is a messenger RNA of Cladocopium goreaui, 1659 nucleotides long. NCBI's taxonomy places the organism in Eukaryota, Dinophyceae, Suessiales, Symbiodiniaceae. The record is from the annotation of a GenBank genome assembly.
AUGGCUGCUUCUUGGGUGAGCCUUUUGAAAGAUGUGGUGGGCAAUGUGUCGAUGCCCAUCAAUCAGAAGGCUAGCAAAGUCAUGGCAAUUUUGAAGGAAGUUGGGCUUGCUUGGACUGCCGAGCUGAGACCCAGGGACUUGUUGGUCCACCCAAGCAACAGAGGAGGUCAGAUGGUCAAUGGGUUCGAUGUUGCAGCCAAAGGGCAGGCUAUAUGUGCUGUUGGUUGGGACAUCAACAAAAUCAAGGAGCCUGUCUGUUUUGAGCUGCCUUUUGAUGCUUCGAAGAAAGCAGCCAUUGUCGAAGCCAACACCAAGCUUGCUGAUCAAAGCAUUGGGUUGCUUGCCAGGCCUUUUGGAAAGGAAAGACAUUCCAGCAUCAGUGGAUACCACACAACUUGCUUUCUGAGAGCUUUGGAACAAGGGUGUACUUUUGGCGGUGAGCAGCUGUCCUUGGAACAAUUGCAAGCCAAAGGAGAUGACAUUGGGCAGCUUCUUCAAGAUGGUUGGGAAUGGACCAUCCUUUCUGCCAAAGUGGAAGAGGAGGUUCCAAGCUUGCCUUCUUUGCUCCAGCAAGCCUACGACAGCGACCAUGGUAUUUUGAAGCCUCCUACUGAAUUGGAAAUGAUGAUGACCAUUGCCCAAACCUAUGAGUUGCAGCUUCAAGGCCAAAAGGAUUUGAAGACAGCCGUUGCUCAGGCAGCUUCCAGCAUGCCUCCUUGCAAGGGCUACAUCAAGAGCAUUGGUGACUUUGUGGGCAGCGUUGCAGGCGGUGAAACCUUCAAGCUUCUGAAGUAUUUGGACUUUGUGGGUGCCUUGGCAGCAUGGAUAAGCACAGAGGAGGCUCAGUUUUCCAGCAGAUCCUAUGGUGCAAGUGUUUUGGUGGGAGAAGAGUUCUGCAACCUGGUGGCUUACACUGAUUGGAUGAUUGGCAGCACAACUUGGCCCUUCCUUCGAGUAGGCUUGUGUGCCACCCAGGUGACAGCCCCUACUGCUGCUGUCAAGGAUGGUGUCUCUCAAAUGGUGAACAGAUCUGACUUUGACAAGUUGAAGCAGAAGAAGAUGAGCACUGAUGUUGUGAAAGCAGAGCAGCUGAUGGCAGAUGCAACUGAUCCCAGGGCCAUUGCAUUGACUGCCAACAAGCACAUCAAGCUGGAUAAGCUGUAUGUGCUCAAGAAGGACCAGGCCAAGGUUUGGAAGCUGGUGGCUUUGACUGACACCAUGGCCAACUUGGUUCACAAACCUUUUUUUGGGCCAGAAGAGCAUCAGGAUGUGAUGCACAGUGAACUCAAAGAUUGGAAAGAAGGGAAGAAAGAUGGGCCCCAGCUUGUGGACCAGGCCUUGGUGGAGAAGCUGUCGCCCAGUGCAUCACUGACUUUAACAGCGGAGCUUCAGAGGUGCAAAGACUUGGACAAGCAAGUCUUCUUGGCGCAGGCCUUCAAGUGUGACUUUGUGAAGGAAACUGGUCUUUUUUGUCCACAUUGGAUGGUCAAGCCAGGAAGCUCUGUAGAUGAGUCGCCACUUGCAAAGCAAGUGUUUAAUCAAAGCAAUUUGCAUAUCCCUGCUUUGGUGAACAAGAAACAAGUGGAGAAGCACACCCUGUUGCAAGCUGAACCUGAAGAAGAGCAAAGCUCUGGAACUAAGAAGAAGAAGUCAGGGUAG